This is a messenger RNA of Pelobates cultripes (western spadefoot toad), 15085 nucleotides long. The record is from the annotation of a GenBank genome assembly. NCBI's taxonomy places the organism in Eukaryota, Metazoa, Chordata, Amphibia, Anura, Pelobatidae.
CAGGCUUGCAAAUGGCAGAUCUCCUACAGCCUGGCGUCACGGACUCUUUUGUGAAAGUUUAUAGUGAUUUCUAGGUGAGUAUAAUAAUGCGAUAGGGAUUGUAUAUCAGUUGGGUUACACAGUGAGGGAGGAUGGAAUGAGUAACUGGUUAAAAGAUUUGCAAAUAUAAACUGUGGUUUAUUAACAUUUCCUCUGCCAUACAGUGUUAUAACAUGUGCCCAGUGUCAAUAAUAAAUGUCAAAACUUUACAGGUGAAGAUGGCGGAGUGCCCAGACAUUGCAGGCUGUGAGGAGGGAGGUCUACGUCUCGUAUUACAGGCCCUCAGCUCGGGGCCACAGGGUACCCUAGCUGCCCUCAGGGCCAUGCAGAGAGUCCCUGGACCAAUCCCAUGGAAAAACAUGACAGACAGGCUGUGUAUGGAGGUGCCCAUUCUUGGACCAAAUGGGGAUCUGAUUAUGUAAGAAUUUAUUUGACAAACAUGAUUUAUCUGUCCAAGUGGAAGUCACAUAUUAAUUGCAUUGGUCACUAAUUACUGACAGGCUGGAAGCAAACCCAGUUGUGAGUGCAUUAAAUAGAUAAUGCAUGAAAAAAUAUAUUAUUACAAUUAAAAAAAAAUAUAUAUACAUAUUUUCCCCUUUAAUUCUUAGAGCUGUUUCACUGGCACAGGCAAGUGCUCCGUCAGUCAGGAGCUUUUCCUUUUGGUCUUUACAAUCUGAAACCAACACUUGUUAUUCAGUUAUUGCUGUCCAGUUUUGACACACAUACACUUGAUGAUAAUACAGAGGUUAUUAAAGGGACACUAGUCACCCAGACCACUUCAACUCAAUGAAGUGGUCUGGGUUUCAGGUCCCCCAGGUUUUAACCCUUCAGAUGUAAAAAUAGCAGUUUCUGAGAAACUGCUAUUUGCAGGGUUACUCCAGCCUCUAGUGGCUGUCUUCAUGACAGCCGCUAGAGGCGCUUCUGCGACGCUGGAAAUCGCAUUCAGCGUGCAGAACGUCCAUAGACAGUAAAUAUUGAUACUGACAGCUCAAAGACUAGUAUGCUCAGUAUCAGACAUUUACCGUCAUUUCCCAACAUGGGAGUGACAACAAGAUGGGAAUUGUUAGCAGCACACAUGGCAUUAGAAUCAUUGUUUGUACUUUAAAGGGACUCUCCAGUGCCAGGAAAACAAACCGUUUUCUUGGCAUUGCAGGUCCCCUCUCCCUCCCACCCCCCAUCCCAAGUUGCUGAAGGGGGUUUAACCCCUUAAGGACACAUGACAUGUGUGACAUGUCAUGAUUCCCUUUUAUUCCAGAAGUUUGGUCCUUAAGGGGUUAAACCCCUUCAGUGACUUACCUGUAUCCAGCGCCGAUGUACCUCGGCGCUGGGUCAGGGUCCGCCCACGCUCAUCCUCCUCCACCAACGUCAUCCGGCAGAAGUGGUCUGGGCGCCUGGAGUGUCCCUUUAAGUAAAAUCUAUACCUAGAUAAUAGAGGCUAGUAAACUGUCCUUCUCCCUUUAUUGUCCUUACUGCCCACUAAAAAAAAAUUAUCUCACAGUGGCCAAAGCUUAAUACGUUGUUUUGUGUGCUCCAAUCUCCACUUGUACCCUGUCAUUCAUAUCCAGAUUUUCUCACUUUUUCCAUGCUAAAUUAGAAGUUACACAUUUAUGUAAGGUAUAAAUGGAAAGCCCUAAGUGGUCUGUGACAUAAAUAAAUAAGUUUAUAAUACGUGUUUGUGUAAAAGUAGCUCUUAUCCUCAAGGUACAAAAUAGCCCCCAUUUGUACCUCAGUUGUUAUUCUUAAUAUACAUUUUUGAUUGUUACUUUUUCUACUUAGGAAACCAUCACUGCUUCUCCUUCCAAAACAGUCUCAAAGGAAUCUCUUCAGCUUUUUGAAUGUUGCAGCUCACCUGGUCCCAUCCUCAUGCCUUCGUUCUUUGGCUGAGGCCAUUCUUUUAAACAAAAAUUCUUCAGAUGAAUGGCUACAAUAUCUCAGCGGAUGCCUUCUUAGAGACAAAGAAAUGCAGAUUUCUACUUCUAGUCCACAGGUGGCAGAACAAUUGCAGUUCCUUUGCAAAGGAUUAUGUCAGAAUAGAGAUCAGUACUCAAAACUUGGAUGGUUCAAACAAAACUUUACAUCUAGUCGUCACAAGAGAAAAGUGCAUUGUAUCGAAGAUUCAUUCCUGGACGGAGAUGACAGGCCCCAUAACAAGAAGGUCUGCACAGAGGAGCUGUGUGUAACUUUGUCAAACCCCUACAUUUCACAGGAAGAACAGAAAGUAGUCACGGAAGAACCUGAGAUGGAAAGACAGGAGCUACCUGAAUAUGUGAAGGUAGUCUCUUUUAUAUUUUAUAUUCCUUAUCGUUACUCUUUCCACUGUCACCUUGUUGUCAUGGCAUUUCCUCCCAAGUGUUCCUAUUUAGGAGGGACAAUACCUCUUUUGGAACCCAAAUCCUUCAAUCCCUAUUUUCUGUCCUAAUGUCCCUCUUUUCUAGGAGCUUCACAUUAUUGUUGUGUCUGAGUUUAUAACAGUUGUGUGUCUUUAAACUACACUACAUGUGUUUUAUAAAUCAGUUUGUGUAAAUAAGAUGCGCUCCUGUUUUUUUUUAUUCUUUAUUUUUGGAGUGCAGCGGAAACAAACAUUGUUUGACAAUGACAUAUAGUUAAGUUGCAUUAUAAAUGAUUACAGGCUUAAAGUAUAAACAUAGUAUGUCAGGAGAAACUGCACACAUUUUUUGGUUGAAAAUGUAAAACAAGAGUGAAUUGCUGCGCCAGCGUUUACAUACAUGCUUAUUAUAACUUGUUGAAAUGGCCAAGCGUUGUACAUCACAUUGGUAAGAUCUGAGACAUAGCUUGCUAAGGACUUGCAUUAUUACAGGCUAUAAUAAUAGGCUAAUGAAGAUGUAGUUUAGUACAAGCUGUUAUUACCACUGGGAGACCAGGCCCUGCUGCAGAAAUGAUUGGGGCACUUUCACUAAAUAAUAUAAGAUAAAACACUGUAAAGUGGUGUGGCUGACUGAGGCUUAGCAGAGGCUCACUGGUUGAGCUGAGUUAAACUAAGGGCACAACAUUUAGUAGGUGUCUAAUUUUUAGCUGCAUCAUUUUAUAAUAAUAGAGACAUCAGGCCACAGUUCUAUCCUGUCAGGUGGCUGGUAAGAGUAAAAGAGUUAAGGAGUUAAGGACAGAACUGCAGCUUUACAGUGGGAGAUAAAAUGGUCACCUCGAGGGCCCUUGUGGCCGAGUUCUAGGUCGGUCGGUUGGUGAGGUAAGUUUAUCAUUGGUGCUGGAUCUCGCCUGUGUAGUCCCCAUAUAGUGCAGGUUUAAUUCAGCAGGGCACAUAGGCAAAACGUCCAGGUGAUUCUCUGCUCCGCCAGUGUCCUCUGUGUGCUUCUCAAGCUGCAUGCCGGCUGUCAGGUGUGCUUGCUGCCCGUUCAUGUCAGGUUGGGGAAGGUUGUCUGGCAUUUCGGUAGGGGUGUGCGGCUCUUUACGUUGGAGACCAGUUCUCCGUCUCGGCUGGAAGGUAGGGUUUUGUCCGUGGAGUGUCUCUUGUCUUUUCCGCGGGGGAUAUGCUGGCUCGUUGUGCCCCCUUCGCUUCGCCGGCCUCUGGUCUGCUGAGGUGCUACAAUGCGUGCAGGUGGCUGUUUGUUGUUGAUUUCUGGCCAGUUGGUGCUUAAAUCUGUGCUGUCAGGCUUGAGCGUGGGGGAAGAGUAUUCCUUUCCUCUGCCGUUAGCGCACAUGGCGUCCACCAUUUUGGGCGAGGUGCCGAGGUCGCCGCUCUGGGUGGUCUCAUUGCUGGGCCUUGAUUGUGUUGCAGCGGUCGGUGUCCCAGGGCAAGGACCGGGAUCACCCCCCCGGUCCAGAGGGGGGGGAGACAGGGCCAGUUCCACUCUGCUCUGGGCCUUCAGGUCAGGCAUUGUUAAGCGGGAUAGUGGGGCAGCGGCCGUCCGCCCCGCUCACCGCCGGAGUAGGCCCCAUCUGGGACUUCAAAGAUUCCUCCUCCAAGGGACUGAAGCUCGAGGAGCCAGCCUCUCCCUGGAUCCAGUGCCUCCCUUGGGCCGAUGGUCUUUGCUGUUGGUCAGCUUUUAAGUUGAAAUUUAUAGUUUUAGAGGCUUAAAGUUUAGAAAAUUGCAAGAGCUGUGCAUUCUUGUGACCGUCCAGCUCGGCGGUCCGGCCCCGCCCCCCGAUGCGCUCCUGUUUUAACUAACAUUUUAACAAAAACAGAGAAUGUGAGAACAAGCAAAAGCUUAGAGAGAGAGCUCAGGUCUCUAAAUUAUUUUUACUUAUUUGUGCCAUUACAAAGAGAACCUAUACCAUUUGCAUAUCAGACUGAUAAGGGCAGUCCAGAACCAAAAUGCAGGCAGGAACUCUCUGCACAAGAGAUACAGUAACCCUGGACGAUUGUUUCAACCUUCUUUGGGGUUGCUGUAUCUCUUGUGCAGAGAGUCUGCCUGCAUUUUGGAUCGGGGGAGGGGGGGUGGUGGGAUGCUCACCCAUAGUCUCUCUAUCUGCGUGCCCCCCAUGUGUGUGGUAUGUGUGAUGGCUUUGUUUAAUGUUUUGUGCGUGGUAUCUGUUGGCUUAUUGUAAUGUGUGGGGUGUGUGCUUGUAAUGUGUGUGUUGGCUCUGUGUGCAGGCUGUGUAUAAUGUUGCAGUGUUCUAAUCCUUGGUGAACUAGUGUGGGGUUAAAUGUUGCUUGGUAGUCCAGUAGGGAGGAAGUUAAAAUUUCUCUCAAAUAUUGUUCACAAAUCAGUCUAAAUCUGUGUUAGUGAGCACUUCUCCUUUGCCGAGAUAAUCCAUCCACCUCACAGGUGUGGCAUAUCAAGAUGCUGAUUAUAUUGCACAGGUGUGCCUUAGGCUGGCCACAAUAAAAGGCCACUCUAAAAUGUGUAGUUUUACUGUAUUGGGAGGGUCCGAAAACCAGUCAGGAUCUGGUGUGACCACUAUUUGCCUCACGCAACACAACUCCUUUGCAUAGAGUUGAUCAGGUUGUUGAUUUUGGCCUGUGGAAUGUUGGUCCACUCCUCUUCAAUGGCUGUGCGAAGUUGCUGGAUAUUGGCAAGACCUGGGACACGUUGUUGUAUACUUCGAUCCAGAGCAUCCCAAACAUGCUCAAUGGGUGACAUGUCCUGUGAGUAUGCUGGCCAUGCAAGAACUGUGAUUUUUUCUGUUUCCAGGAAUUGUGUACAGAUCCUUGCAACAUGGGGCCGUGCAUUAUCAUGCUGCAACAUGAGGUGAUGGUCGUGGAUGAAUGGCACAACAAUGGGCCUCAGGAUCUCGUCACGUUAUCUCUGUGCAUUCAAAAUGCCAUCGAUAAAAUGCACCUGUGUUCGUUGUCCAUAACAUACACCUGCCCAUACCAUAACCCCACCGCCAACAUGGGCCACUCAAUCCACAACAUUGACAUCAGCAAACCACUCACCUACACAACGCCAUACACGCUGUCUACCAUCUACAGUUAAACCUCUCCAAAGUGCCAGACGCCAUCAAAUGUGAGCAUUUGCUAACUCAAGUCGGUCACGACGACGAACUACAGUCAAGGCGAGACCGCGAUGAGGACGAUGAGCACACAGGUGAGCUUCCCUGAGACGGUUUCUGACAGUUUGUGCAGAAAUUCUUUGGUUAUGCAAACCGAUUGUUGCAGCAGCUGUCCAGGUGGCUGGCCUCAGACGAUCUUGGAGGUGAAGAUGCUGGAUGUGGAGGUCCUGGGCUGGUGUGGCUACACGUGGUCUGCGGUUGUGAGGCUGGUUGGAUGUACUGGCAAAUUCUCUGAAACGCCCUUGGAGACGACUUAUGGUAAAGAAAUUAACAUUCAAUUCACGGGCAACAGCUGUGGUGGACAUUCCUGCAGUCAGCAUGCCAAUUGCACGCUCCCUCAAAACUUGUGACAUAUGUGGCAUUGUGCUGUGUCAUAAAACUGCACAUUUUGGUUUAUAAUUUUGUUCAGUGUAGUUUACCUUUAUACAGGCAAUAUGCAGGCAGUAGUAUUUUAAACAUGUACCUAGCUUGUCCUAGAUUAUUUUUAACAAAUAUUUGUAAAAUGUUCGACAUGCUAUCAGUAGGGGUCAAGUCCUGGGGAAUAAAGUGUGGGAACUCACCCAAGAUUACCCCACCCUCACCCCCAAAAAUAAUAUACACUCGUAUGCAUAUAUAAACGCGUGCACUCAGACACACACACACACAGUCACAUACACUCACAGAAACACACAAAUUAUAAUUUUUUUUAAAUUAAAAAAUGUCCUCCCUACCUGGAGAGCUGGGGUCCAGUGGGGCUUCAGUGCGGCAGGCGCCUCUCUCCCUGUCAGAGUUCUCUCUGCUCCCUCUCACCGCGCGGGCUGCCUGCUGAUGCUGAGAGCCGGAAUAUGACAUCAUAUUCUGGCUCCCGGCAUCAGCAAACGGCGCGUAAUCAGGCCACCUCUUGGGCCCCCCCAUGACAGUGGAAACACAGGGGGCAAUUGGGGGUGGCAUUUUUUGCCGCCCCUUGAGUGCCUGCAGGAGCAACGGGAACGGCAUUCCUGCUGUGAAAAAGUGCAGGAACGCCGUUCCCACGCGUUCCUGCAGGACUCGAGCCCUGGCUAUCAGAUUUGAAGAAUUUUUCAAACUGAGCUUUUCCUGCCUCAGUUUAACAACCUUGCUGUUAAUUCACAGUUUAAAUGUUUUGUACUUCUUAAAAUGUUAAGCUGCAUUUUUUUAACUUUACACUCCUUGUUUACAUAUUUUCAGUGUAUUAUAUCCAACUCUAAAAAGACCAAUCCACUAACACAUGUUACCUUAUUCUUUAAGGCUCAAAUACCAAAACUGAAGGAAAUUCUACAUGGAGAUUUGGACACUGAGGUAAAAGUGUAGAGCAUAAAAAUACAGUUGCAUUUUCAGUUGAAUUUGGGGAAAUCACUUAAAACAUUUGUUGUGUUGAACUAUUUCCAUUUCUUUUAUUUUAUUUGUUCAUUGCAAAAAGCUGAAAAUUUGUACAUUUUUACAAUAAACCUGAUUUUCAAUGGUGGUUGAAUCAUUUUGAUUACAACAGUACAUUGGAAAUGGAUCAACCAUUUGACUUUGAUUUAUUUUUCUUUUUUUCUUCUUUUCUUUUAAUUACAGUCAUCGAAUGAUUCAUUCCAAGCAGAUCUGAAGGACCUUUGUGAGUCAUGCAGUCCAGAACAGGUGUAAAUACUUGCUGUUGUAAAUCUUUUUCUUUUUAUCUCCAUUUUUUUUACAUGUUUUAUUUCUCAUUAAGUUUAAAUAGUUUUUAAUUUCCCGUUCUAAUUUUUAUUUUGGCAGCUGCAAAGCAUCUUCUCCCAGUUGAGCAUCUCACAGAUCUCUCCACAAUCUCUCCUCAAGCUCUGUUGCAUUCUGCAUUCUAUCACUCCAGACCUCAGUUAUGCACACUCAUCUGCAUUGGCCAGAAGUCUUUUCCUGGAACAGGUAAAUUACUCAAACACAGAUUUAAUUGGCCUUGAUAGUCUGCUGAUUCCCAUAUCUAUUUAGCCAUAUUUUGGGUCAUUUUAGAGCUAUAAUUUUUAUAUUAGACAAUGGGUGUGGUUUAUGUUUAAUUUUUCAGCUGAAUUGAGAACAUCCUUGCUCUUAUAUCAUGUGGAUUAAAGGGGCACUCCUCCUUAAUGUCCCUAAUGCCUGAAAUACUUCCUUGUCAAAUGUAUGCACACAAUCUCAGUCCCAAGAGCACUGAGUGAGCUGCUUUUAAUUCACAACCUGGCUGCAGGCAGUCAGGGAAACUAUAAACAGUUAGUGGUGUCCUUAGUAUAUGUCUCUCUGUGUUCUUUCUUUCUAACACAGCUUGCUUUGUUGUUCUGAUUAUUUAGUACUGUCAGAGUUGUGUGCAUACAUUUGAUAAUUAAGUCUUUUUCUGCAGGGAGGUGCGGCUGAAAAGGCUAAAUGGUGCAGCAUUCUGCCAAACUCAUUUUUUUUAUGCAAAAACUAGAAGGAUUUAUGUGCAUAUAAACAAUACAGCCAAAACCUAUCAAAUCUAUUAAAGUUGUAUUGGUACCAAGAGUGUUCCUUUUUAAUGUUUCAAUACAACAGUUUUCUUCUGGUGACAGUGUAUAAGGUGGAAUCACAUUUUUAAAUAUUUGCUGCACAAUUUAACUACAUAAACCUUGUAUCCUACAUUUUUGUACUCUAAUUUUGUCUUUUUAUUUUUAUACUCUUAGGCUCUCUCUCUUACUGCUCCUGCUCCUAGACCCAUCCUUGCUGCACUCUCAAUGUUCUGUAUGAAGUAUGCUCAAGCAGCAUGCUGCAUACUUAUUGGCCCACUAGUCUUACAGGCUGACACAGGUACUAAGCAUUCCAAUUAUACUUGCUUGCUACAGUAAUUUUUCUUGUUUUUAAUAACUCUUUGAUUCUUUUUUUAAAAUCUGAUUCAUCCAUUUCUUAAACUUCCUUUUAGCUCUUAACAAUAAUCUUUGGCAAAGAAAAGGUGAAAAUGAGUAAGACAAGCAAAAGAAUAAAUGUUAAUACUGUUCAUAAAGCAAAUUAUUUCAUUUUCAUCUGAAAGAGGGUGAUUUUAUUUUUGUUCUGUUUAAAGAAGACUCAGAAAGAGCUGUGCACCUAACACAGAAUAUUAAAGGCCUUUCCAUGGCCUUUCAUUAUAAUUUGCUCUUUGCAGAAUGAGUGAAUCACAGUGGGCAGGGUAAAGGGCAUUGAUUUCUCAAGGAGCUUAAAAGUGGCAUUGCGUCUCAUAAUUUAGAGGACUUAUGAUAAGAUAUUUACCGGUACAUUUCAGAAAGUCAGGUUUGAUCACUGCUUUGGGGCUGCUUUUCACAGAUUGUGAGACUUACAGGGUUAUUUGCCAUAGUUAGAAUUCUCAGUGAAUUUCAAAAUGAAAGUGAAAAUAGGUAAACUGCAAAAAUUCUUCAAGAUAACUAUACAUUGAGUUAGGCUACUCCAGCCCCAAAUUUGCUAUUUUCUUUGAAUUCAAACUGUUAGUCUAUGGUAAAUGACCUUACAAGGGAGCCUCCAAAGUAAUCAUUUAAAGUGGAGUGUUCCUUUAAUAUGUGUAAAAUGUUUUAUAGCCUUAAACUAAUGAACAAUUAUUGAAAUAUCUUCCCCAUUGUUUCUGCGACUACUGUAGGCUCGGUGCAUACGGAUUUUCUGGGUAGAAUGGUUUCUGAGUGCCUUCCGGUAGAACACUUGCCUCAAUGUUUUGGGUAAGUGAGUGAUAGUAUUUAUUUAUUUUUUCAACAGUUACAGGUUUACUCACUAAAGUGAGAUUGCUGGAAAUUUUUUUUUUUUUUUUGACAUUCUUUAUUUAAGUUUUUCAAUAUUCAAUCACAGCAUGUAUAUCCAAUAUAAAUUAACAUGUGGUAACAGAUAAACGGGUCAGUUAUGUGUAUUACAGCAUCAAGAUGGUUUCAACUACUGGAUAAUAAAUUGUGUUUGAGUAUUUGGCUUCAGUAUAACAGUGAGCGUUCUUUUGUGUUGUGUUCUGUCGUUAGCCCUGUUUGGGGUUAGUCCCCUCUGUGGUCGGGUGCGAAUGGAGUUUGUGGUUGCUCCUCAAGAUUCGUGCGUGUUUUCGGGUGGGUUGUUUCAACCGCUCUGUGUUGUGCUCGUGGGUCAGAGGGGGAGUUGUGCAUCCCUGCAUUGGUCUCUGAGCUUCCUCAUUUGUAGGUAGGACCCUAAUAGAGAGGUUGGCUCAGUGCAAGGUUUCCCCUCACUUACUUAUUGGGUCUAGUGUGACCUAUGGUACUUAAGAGUUGUGGUAGUCUCUGUCUAUGUGUGGUGCGGUUCAUCUUUGUCCCCAGCCUCGUACGUGGUGAUUUGUUCGUGUUUCUAGUGCCAGGUUGAUGGGUAUAGAGCUUUGUCCCAAUCCGUGUUAUGUCUGUCUACGUGUGUCCUUCUUUGGGGGGGUACCGUCUAGGGCUUUGUAUGGGGGUUCCAGUCUGGUUUGUGUUUGAUUUGUGUGUUGGUUUAGGUCGUAAUGAGCCUGGUGUGGAUGGGCUCAGUCUUAAAUCAUGAGGGGGCCAAUUAUUUUGCCCCUGUGACCGUGUGGUUACCCCCUAGUUUCCCUGAGUCGAUCUGUUUUAGGUUUUCCCUGGGGGUAGUUGACCUGGGUUGUCCGUAGGCGCAGCUAGUAUAAGUAGGGUUGUCCUGUGAUGUCUUAUUCUAUCGUUGUGCGGUGUGUGGGGUCUGUGUCAGAUGCCGUGUCGUCUCCUCAGGCCCCUGGUUUGAGUCGCUCGUGUGGUGGGUGUGAUCAUAUCAGCCCUGGGGCAUGUAGCACGGUCCCCGUGACUCUUCUGGAUACCUAAGUCUAGGUUGUUAUCUCUUAUCUUGGGUCUCGCUGGGUUCGGUGUGUGUGGGGUUAUGUAUGCCACCUGCGGCAGCCCCGGUUGUUAGUUGGCGUGGUCUGGGCCGGGUGCUACUGGCUCAGGUCGUGGCUUCUUGUGUCUGGGGUGGGGGUGAGUCCAUGUUCCUUGCGUCCCAGUCUCUCUCUUCCCUCCGUCCCCUAGUGUAUUGGUCCAUAUGUCGCUCUAGCGGGUCACUCCUCCCCUCCCGUGACCCAUGGUCCUCCGUCUCUGUCUCUGCUUUCUCAUAGAUUCCGCUUUGUGCGGAGCCUUAAGUCGGUCCGCGUGCCCCCGGGGGUUGUGUCCCUCCGGGUCUUUUGUGUGUCUAUGUGUCAUGUGGAAGGAGGGGUGGGGGGGGGGGUCGCGUAGGAAGUGUGUCUCCGUCGUGCUGAGGGUGCAAUCUACUCGUCUGGCACUGCCUGUGUCUGUGCAGAGCUCUGUUGGGUGGGUUGUGUUGGUGCGGGGGCGCCGUCCCUCUCCACCGGGUCUCCUCCUCCCGUCCGUUUUGAUGUGUAGUCCAUCCAUGGGUACCACGCCAAAGCGCAUUUUUCCUGGCGUCCCUGCAGGGAGGCUGUCAUCAUCUCCAUGUUAUAUAUCAUCUCCACCCUAUCUACCCAUUGUUGCAGGGUUGGAAUCGUCGAGCUUUUCCAAUGGAGUGGGAUGAGCGACUUCGCUGCCGUGAGUAGGUGUAUGAGGAUCCUUUCUUGUAGAUCUUCACCGGCGUGCGCGUGUGGUUGAGAAGCAGUGGCAUGGGUUGGAAUGGGACGUCUGAGCCCGUGAUGUCUUUGGUCGUCUGAUGUAUCAUCCUCCAGAACGGUUCGAUACGUGGGCAUGUCCACCAGAUGUGAAUGCUGGUUCCUAUUCCUGUGCCGCAUCUCCAGCAUUCGUUUGAAAUUGACUCAUGCACGUGCUGCAGGAUAUCUGGCGUCCGGUACCAUCCUGUUAGAAUUUUGUAGUUGCAUUCUUGGAACUUGGAGCUGAUGGUCCCCCUGUGUGUUAGUUGAAAGAUUUUAAGCCAUUCCUUUUCCGUAAGUUCCAUCCCGGUCUCUCUUUCCCAUCGCGAUGUGAAGCCUAGGGGGCUCUUAUCACCGUCGCUUAGCAGCGCGGUAUAGAGGUGUGAGACUCCAUGUGAGAGGUGUUGUCUGGCCGUGCAUAGAAGUUGCUGGAAAUUUCUAGUGAAUAUGGCCAAAACAGCCAAACUGAAAACCUAAAUGGCCCUGAGAAUUUUUCUAAUUUUGCUAUUGUGGCCUAACUUGUAUAAUUCUCACUUUAGUGAAAAACACAGUUAGCAUUACGAAUAUUUCUUCAUUUAUUGCAUUUAUUACACAGCUGUGUUAUAUGCAUAUUCUCAACUUGUUUACAAUGUUACUGUUUCAUUUCCAGCCCUGUUUUAAAAAUACCAUUUUGUGAAGGUUCUGUCAAUGUCUUGCACAUGCUACUGGAAAAACAGGUGAUAUGUAAACACGUUAUUAUAUUUAAAGCUGUCACCCAUUUUACAUCUACACAGUUAAUAUAUUAAAAUGCACUGUAUUUCAUAGAAAUUCUUUACACUUUUUUCUUUUCCCUUUUAGCUGUUAAAAUUUUAUAUUCCACCAGCCUAGAUCAAUUAAUUAGCAUAUAUGUAAAGAGUUUGUAUUAAUCAUAGUCCAUUGUUUACUGGAGACAGUCAACUUCAUAAAGCCCUCUGCAUAAGUUGAACUGUUGCUUUUUCUGUGAUUGGUGUAAUAAAAGCCCUUACAAUCUACCAAAUGUACUGGGAUAUAAUUGAACUGAAUCUUCAUUUUACAUUUAGCUAGAUAUGGAGUUUUAUGUAAAUGAAUUUUGACGGGAAAAACUAUUUUGUAAACCAUGCACAUCCAAAUAUGUUCACUAUGCCCCUUCCUCUCUUUGUUUCUUUUUUAAUCACUCUCAUUCUCAGGUGACUAUUUCUCGUUCAGACUUCGAACUCCUUCUUCUCUCAAUGUGCAAUGCUGCAGAAAUGUUCUCCAAAUCUGUUAUGUUCUCGAAGCUACUUCUGAAUAUCAUGAACCGAAAUCAGAGCAUGGUAAGAAAGUGGUGUAAUAGGCAGAAAUGGAUAAUAUAAUUAAGAGUUUUACUGUCAAAGGAAUAGAAAGAGUAGGGAUGCAUAGAACAGUUAUAUUGCUAAAAUAUAACUUUUUUUAGGGAAAAUAAAUGCUAUUGUAGGGAUUAAUCCUUUUUAAAUGCAUUAUAUUAAUAAGAAUAUUGGUAUGGUUAAACAUGAAACUUCACAUUUUACCUAAAUAAAUCUGAAUAGCUAAAAUGAGAAUAGAUGGCUACUUUGGUAUGGCUGAGCUUGUCCAACUCGUCAUAGGACAGCUAUUUUAUUAUUAGUUUUUUUCAUUUAGAUCUAAUUUGCUAAAAUUUGGAGUUUAGUUAAUAAACAUGAUAGAUUCCACUGUGAUGUAUUUGAGUGGGGGUUGACUUAUAGCUGUAGGAAUGUUUGUAAAUCAUUUCAGCUAUAAGUAACUGACUACAGGGAGGUAAGGACUAUUGGACACCCUUGCAUUAUUAUCUAUACAUGGAUAAUCCAUUGUCAUAAUGUUUGAAAUGUCCCUUUAAUCUAAACUUAUGGUUAAAGGAACACUCCACACACAUAAAGCACUUCAGCUUGCCAAAAUGUUUUAGGUAUCCGUAUCAAGUUCUGAUUUUCUUUGAAAACAACAGUUUUUACAUAACUGCAGAAACGCCACUUCAGCUUUGAGCCAGACAUAUUUCUGCUAGAGUUGCCUGACUUCUCCCAUAAGUCACAAUGUCCCUGUUAGUGUGCACUCAUCCAGAGAUGCCAUUUUAGCUUUGUGUCCUUUCUAUCUAAAACUUCUUAUUGAACUGUACUACAGAAGUUUAUGAACGGGAGAGCCGCUCGCAGCUCAAAAUUCUGCACUGGGAAAAAAGGGUUUGUAAAGGCUGCAGGCAAAAGAUCUGCAGCUUUUUGCAAGCUGUUUUUAGAUAUACCAACAUAGAGACAUACUGCAAUACUCUGGUAUUUUUGCAUGUUAGAUAUACCAACAAAGAAAAAGAAAUGCAGAAAUAAUGCAUGCAUUUUUACAUUGGUAGUAUGUAUACUAAUUAGUUAUAAAUGUAUUAUUUUUUGUCCCAUGAAAGGUUAGUUUUGUUUCUUGCCACAGUAUUGUUGUUGUUUUUUUUCUUCAGAUUCUGCCUUCACACAUUGGACUUUUAGCUAAUGCAGUUAAUGCCAACCAAACAUUCAUGAAGAAGUCACUUGAAGUGGUUCUGAAAAAGCUGCGAGACACAACAUAAUUUUCUUCAAAAUAAUGUUCCAUGACAUUGCUGCAAAAUAAGUGUUAGAUAUUGAAUUGUUUCUGCUGCUACAUGUAUUAAGUAUGAUAUAAUUAAAAGUUGGUUUAAAAUGAUAAAAUAUGAAGGGAAGGGAAGCGGGGCCUGACUGCCAUGCCUGUCAGAUGUGUCCCGAAAGAGCUUGAGGCUUUAGUUUAUGUUAUUCCUGUUCUUGGGCUGCUUUCUGUCCGAUUGGCAUUCUAAGCAGAACUACAGACGCUUCUAGCCAUGGUCAAGCUCACCAUUAGCAACUUUUACUUACCCAAAGUGGACACAUUCUGGUUGACAAAUCUGAGUGAUUUGCGGCCUGGUGUGCCCUGAGGAUGGGAGAGGCGGCUGAUCUCCCACCUGGAGUGCUCUGAGCUGUACUACUCGCUGGUUGGUGCCCUGCCCUCCCCCCCUCGCCCUUUGGACCAGUGUGGGUGAUCCCGGUCUACACCUUGGAGGCUCUCCCACUACACUAAGAGCGUGUUGCAAUGCUGCUAGAAAAGGCUAUAGCGUGACACACAACAUGGCAGACGCCACAUGUUUCAUCAACCCCUGCGGUGUGAAGUCAAAUGUGGUGACCAAAUUGUAUAAGCUCUCCUACUCCUUUUGGGCAAAGCUGGCUGCCGGCAUGCGACCUGCGGCUACAGAUAUCCUGACCGACAACAUGCCUCAGAGUAUGCCGUCUAAGAUUUAGAAGAGGACCAUGGUUAACUCUCCUGAGCAGACCCUACUUAUGUGACGGCACCAGACGAGGCCCAUGCUGGUGAUAGCUGUGCAUAGUUCCCCAAGGAGCAGUGUCCUGAGGUCUAGCUUGGAAAUACAAAGGGAACUAAGAGCAACUCUGCCGACAUCACCAGGCAUACCCUAUCUCCAUGAAGAGAUCCUAAGCCUACUUACCAGUUUGAUAAUAUGCCUGACAGUGGACUUUGCUACCUGGUUACAGUAGCCCUGUAGACUGGGCAUCGGCUAGUUAUGAGAUGGUGCUGCUGUCUGGUAUCUUGGAUGCCGUAGGAGCUAUUAGUCGUGAUACCAUGCGAGCAGUGUGGUGAUCCCUGAAUUUAACAUUUUUUAGCUACACAUUUUAAACCACUCCUAUUCCUAGCCUGUUGAUCUUCAUAUAGCUGUUAAUUUCCCUUAUAUUUUUCUUUGUUUUUAUAUUGCCAGUGCUCUGCACUGUUCUGGUCUUGCACAUAACCCUCACAGAGCUUUCUGGGGUGGAAUCGUUACUAGAAGUUCAGCAUGUUUUCUCUCAUUUUAUGUUAUAAUUUAAAAAUGUGUAGCCAUGCAACUGUCUUUCUAUGUCUUGAAAUAUGUGCUAUAGUUGUUGUGGCAUAGCAAGCCUCUUUGUAUUCUUUAUGCACAGCAAAAAUAAAGAAUAAUACAAAAAUGAAGGUAACCCUCUCUCUCUUGCUUUGUAAUGUUAGUAAGGAGUGUAACCACAGUUGAGUUUGAUAUAUCAGUCACUGGGUCUGCUACCUUACACUUAUUGUUUUUUUAUGUGUGCCAUUGAAAUAACU